GAAGGAAAGCUCUCAAAGUUACUUUCAGCAUCUCCUCCUUAUCCUUAUAGGGCCUUAACAGCUUUGGAAUUUUCAGCUUCUUGAAAAAUCUAAAUUGAUCAAAUUGAUUCUCAUUCUGCUGCCAAAGCAGAAGAGAUGGAGAUUCUCUGCAAGCUUCGGAAUCUUGAUGCUUACCCGAAGAUCAAUGAGGAUUUCUACAUUAGAACCCUAUCUGGAGGAUUUAUCACUCUGGUUUCCUCCUUUAUCAUGUUACUUCUCUUCUUAUCAGAGCUUAGAAUCUAUCUUCAUACUGUUAAAGAGACUAAGCUAACUGUGGAUACUUCAAGAGGAGAAACUCUUCGCAUUAAUUUUGAUGUGACUUUUCCAUCUCUUGCAUGUUCCCUUCUCAGUGUUGAUGCCAUGGAUAUCAGUGGGGAGCAGCACUACGAUAUAAAACAUGACAUAAUAAAAAAGAGAGUCGACCACCUAGGAAAUGUGAUUGAGUCGAGAUCAGAUGGAAUUGGUGCACCAAAGGGAACGAAAAGUUGUAUGUGUGGGAAGGACUCACUAUGAAAGGGCUAAGAUCAUGUGGAGGCUCGGCACUUAUGGAGUUUCAGAGCUUCCAGAGCUAGGCAACAUAUUGCAAGAAGUGGAGGCAGCAUCUAAGAAGCAUAAGCUUGAGGUCUUGUCUAUUGAAAAGAAGCCUUCUUCCUUUAAACCGAAAGGUAAGAAGAAGAAGAAGACCAAGAAGGGUAAGACCCUUAAGGUGGCUAGUAAAGGAGUGGAGAAGGGAAAGAAACCCAAGAAAGGACCUUAUUUUUACUGUAAAAAGGGCGGACAUUGGAAGAGAAAUCAUUGUGGAUACCUGACGACUUUGAAGAAGAAGCCAGAAAAAGGGUUUAGGAUGACAAGAAGACUCAACAAGGAUGAGGUUCGUCUCAAGAUGGGAACUGGAGCUGAGGCCACAAUAGAGGCCGUAGGAGAAUUUAGUUUGCA
Messenger RNA from Macadamia integrifolia, 975 nucleotides. Its product is annotated as endoplasmic reticulum-Golgi intermediate compartment protein 3-like. The transcript is spliced from 7 exons. Bases 136 to 552 code for a protein of 138 amino acids. NCBI's taxonomy places the organism in Eukaryota, Viridiplantae, Streptophyta, Magnoliopsida, Proteales, Proteaceae. The record is from RefSeq and is a predicted model, not a curated record. Gene Ontology annotation, cellular component: COPII-coated ER to Golgi transport vesicle; endoplasmic reticulum.